AUGAGAGUGAAAAAGGAUAAUGCCGUGGGCAUGAUAGACCCAUCUCUGCUGCUACGUCCCGAGAAGGUGUACGAUGGCAAACCAGUAGAAGCAUUCCGCGACUACUCCAUGGACGACAACGAUCCCAUCCGGGAGCGUGUGCGUAGGACCUAUUACACCAUGCACACCAACAUGACCGUCGACUUUGUAAAAAGUAAAAUGGACCAUUGGCUCAAGUUUAACCACUUUAAGUUAACGGUUAAGGAUGCACUGAUCAAACUGAACGAGUUGGUAGACGAGUCAGACCCGGAUACAGAUCUGCCCAACAUCGUGCACGCCUUCCAGACCGCUGAGCGCAUCCGACACGACUAUCCCGACGAUGAUUGGUUCCAUCUCACUGGACUCAUCCACGACCUCGGCAAGGUUAUGGCAUUCUAUGGCGAGCCGCAGUGGUGCGUGGUGGGCGACACGUUUCCCGUCGGAUGUAAGUGGGGCAAAAGCAUCGUGUACGGCGACGACAGUUUUAAGGAUAAUCCUGACACUUACAACCCAAAGUACAAUACCGAGUGCGGGAUGUACGAGCCAAACUGCGGUAUAGAGAACCUGAUGAUGUCGUGGGGUCACGACGAAUAUCUUUAUCGGGUGCUCGUUCACAACAAGUCCACCCUGCCUAAGGAAGCACUCUAUAUGAUAAGGUACCACUCGUUCUACCCGUGGCAUGCUGGCGGUGACUACAGUCAUCUUAUCACCGACAAGGACAGCUAUAUCAAAGAAGCCGUACUUAAGUUCAACCAAUACGACCUGUACACGAAAAGCGCGGGCGUGCCGGACAUCGAGGCGCUGUGGCCCUACUACGAGGGUCUUAUAGAGAAGUACAUUCCCGGCGUGCUCGAGUGGUAG
Molecule: messenger RNA, 879 nt
Organism: Parnassius mnemosyne (clouded apollo)
Lineage: Eukaryota; Metazoa; Arthropoda; Insecta; Lepidoptera; Papilionidae
Source: the annotation of a GenBank genome assembly